AUGGAAGACCUAAAUUCUCAGAAUAAUAAUGGCAAGGAAAAGGUGCUCAGUUCAAUUCAGCAUGUGAGCAAAAUAUGUGCAAGCCUAAAAGAUCACAAGAAAGUAAAUCUGUUUGGGCCUCCAGGAGUUGGGAAAACAUGGAUGGCAAAGAGAGUAAGUGAGCUUGCCACCAGGAUGAAAAUUAUCCAUGUCACACUUUGGGUGUUUAUGUGCAAAGAGUAUACGAAAGAGUCUCUCUCCAAAAGUAUUGCUCAACAGCUAUGCUUACUUCCUACUACGUAUGAGGAGUGGGAGGAUGGGGAUGAAAAUAAGGAACUAAAGGAAAACGAUGAUAAGGUUCAAGACUCAGAAACAUUGAUUAAAGAGAUAAAGAAGAAACUUGAAGAAAAGGAAACGAAGAAACUUGAAGAAAAGGAAAAGAAGAAACUUGAAGAAAAGGAAAUUCUUCUAAUUUUAGAUGAUGUUCACCUAGAUCACGAAACUGAACAUGAUUCAAAUGAAACAAAAUUUUGGUCACUAUGGAAUGAAAUGUUUCCUAAUGAAAACUUCAAAACUCUUUUAAUAUCAAGAUUAAAGAGGAAACAUGAAGAUAUUUCUGAUGCUAUUGAGGUUGAAGCUUUCCCUAAAGAAGAGUCUAAUGCUUUAUUGAUAGGAAAACUUGAUGCUCAGUUGAGGAAGAAGGAAAGAAUCCUAGAUCUAGGUAGAACAUUGAUGGAAAAAAGUGACGGUUUUCCUGGUACAGUUAUUAUGAUAGCAAAAUCCUUGAAUUACUUUGGUGUAGAUGAAUGUAGAAUGUCUAUUCUUGAAAAGGAGUUGGAAGAAACAUCUCACAAAUAUAGUGUAAACAAGUUAUUGUGCAUGAAGCAUGAUGUGUUGCCCAUCAGUAUUUUGAAAGAUCUAUGGUGGCAUGGUCACCAUUUCUUUCGUGAUUCAGCAAGUGUUCACUACAACGAGCUGAUAACUUACUGGAUCUUGGAAGGGUAUUUGGGUUAUGGUAGCAUGACUAGCUUGUAUAACAAAGGUCAUGGGAUUGUAAUGGAGCUAAUGGAUUAUGGCGUACUCAAAGGGCUAGAGGGUGAUUAUGUUUUCAUGGAUAAAUCACUUAUAAACGUUGAUGAUCUCUAUCAGUACGUUGACCAAAACGCAAAUCUUGGUUUGGCGACUGUGUUUACUUCUGAUGUAGAAGGUUUUGGGCGAAUCACACAUGAAGAUGGAAUGUUAAAAACACCUCGGACACGUACGAAAGAGAAGAAUCAAGAGCAGAAACAAUCAUCAUCAAAGGAAGUUGGUCAGAAUCUUUCGACUUUAUUAUUAGACGGGACCCAUUUUAGCGAGCAAGUCAUGAUGAACUUCCUUGAAUACGAAAAGGAACUUCAAGUUCUAGCUUUAUUCAAUCCCACCAUCAAAUCUUUGCCAAAUUCGUUGGAUAUGAUGGAGAAGCUUCGUGUUCUUGUGCUUAGAGGUUGUGAGUUUUUGCAAGAUGUCAAGCUCCCUUUAAAAGCUUUACGUGUUCUUGAGAUCUCUGGUGGAAGGUCUUUGAGGUCAUUAAAAUCGAUAUUUUUCAAGAACAUGGUGAAUCUUCAAAGUAUUCAUCUAUCUGGACUUCAAAUCAGUUAUUUACCUCAGGCCUUUUAUAAUCUUCUUGAACUACGUUGGCUAGUCAUUAAGGAUUGUCGGCGUUUGAAAAAGCUUGAGAGCCUUUCAAAACUCGAACAUCUUUUGGUUGUUGACCUCUCGGGUAAUAUCGUUUUGGAUACUGUCGAUAAAAACUUCUUGAAAUUUAAGAAUCUUCAAAGCCUUAAUCUUUCUAAUACCUUGGUUUCCACAACCCCAUUGCUCAAAAACAUUGAAUCACUCACUCAUUUGUUAUGUCGGGGAUGUAAAGGUUUAGGCAGAUUGCGAGGGCUAACUUCACUAACCAGUCUCCAAACUCUUGAUCUCUCUGGUUCCAUAGAAUUCGAAGAGUUCCACGAUUCGUCUUUACAAAGCUUAAGAUCCCUCAAAACCCUUGACCUAUCCGAAACUGCAAUUGAUCGUCUUCCUUCUAACAUUUCCGACCCUCGUUCUCUUUAUCUUAAGAGUUGCCCUCAGUUAGAAAGACUUCCAUGCAUCGAAUCCCUUCGAGACCUCGAGGUACUUGAUGUUUCAGGUUCAAAGAAUCUUAAAGAGUUUGAGGUGGGAUUCUUUGAUCGACUCACAGAUCUUCGAGUCCUCAACCUCUCAGAAACUAAUGUUGUAGAUCUUCCUUCCCUCUCACGGCUUUCCAAUCUUCGUGAAUUGUACCUAUCACGUUGUCCAUCAUUAAAACGUUUGCCCUCGCUAGAAUCUGCUACAAAAUUGGAGAUUCUUGAUGCCUCAUGGUGUAGUGCUUUAGAUGAUAUUGGAAAUCAAUCUUUCGAGGGAAAAACUCGCCUUCAAAAGAUCGAUCUUUCUGAAACAAAGAUUGAGUCCUUCCCUUCCCUUUCAAAUCCAAGCCAUCUCCGUCAGCUCCUACUAAAGAACUGCAAAGCCUUGAAGAAUUUUGAAUUAAAUGUAUCCUUGCCGAAUCUUGAGGAGUUAAAUCUUUCUGGUGUCACCUUGAAACCUAAUGGAGCUGAAUUAAUGAAGGACAUGAGCAACAUUCAAAUUCUUGACCUCUCUAAUACUUCCCUCGAACAGAUUCCCUCCAUUUCAAAAUUCACAAACCUUACUCGUCUUUCUCUUGCUGGUUGCUCAUGCUUAGAUGCAGAACUAGAUUUGAAGCCAUUAAGUAAGCUUGAAGUAUUGAAUCUUUCAGGAUCAUCCAUUAAACGUUUGACAAACCUCAGUGGGUCCCACACCCUUCAAAAGCUCCUACUUCAAGGUUGUUCUAUAGCGGAGUCCUCCGAAGAUGACGAGUUUAAAGAUCUCUUGGGGUCCAACCCAAAAAUACCUGAUGAGAUGUCUGGAUUAAGUCAUCUUGACCACAUCGAGUUUCCAAAUGUCAACGUUAACACCAGCCAUGAAGAAUCUUCAUCAAAAGAGGCGAAUCAAGAUGAAUGGAGCAUUUGUCGGUUGUCUGAGGAUAACAAAGCUCCCAUAUUUACUAGUGGUUCUCAGUUUCUUGAAAUUCUCAAGGAAAACCCUUUGCAAGAGGAGAGCCAUUUAUGUGCAGUUCCUUACAUGGUGGAAGGUGAAACAGGAGAUCGAUAUCUUCAACGACAUGAACUUGUUUUUCGAGAUGUCUACCUCCAAGCAUGCGGGAUUCCUCAAUACAAGGGAAACAAGUCGUUGCAGAUUCGUGGUUUUAACCAUUUCCCAAAGGGUAUCGAAAACAUCAUCUGUAAAGUCAACAUGGUCUUUCUGAUUGAUAAUAUGUUCAAUGGUUUGCCAUCUGAGUUUGAUGUCUCUAAGCUCAAGCAAGUAAAUGGAUGCUGGAUCGACAGGUGUGAUGAAACAAUCACCAUUUUUACCGAAAAGGAAGGAGACGAAAAUUCCAAUUCUGCAAUUUUCUUGCAGAAUCUUGGAAUUUCGAAUAAUCGUCGUUUGGAAAGCAUAUAUAAAGGGAAACAGGCAUCUGGGAGCUUCCAUAGUCUCAAAAGUUUGUAUUUGGAAAGUUGUCCAAAGCUUUCAGUCGUAUUUCAAUCAUCAUGGCUACCAAAGAACUUGGAAGUUCUUCAAAUCAAACACUGUGACAAGAUAGUAACACUCAUUGAUCCAACGGAUCAUGGUAUACUUCCAAGCUUAAAAACAUUGCAUUUAUGGGAACUACCAGAACUGGAGAACAUUGGCCUCUCAUUUCCAAAGUUACAAACUCUAAAAAUCUGGGAAUGCCCAAAAGUGAAGCAAAUUGAGCGCAUCUUUCAAUCAUCCGAUAUUUUAGAGACAUUAUCGAUCACUGGUGCGACUAGUUUGAAGAGUUUGGACGGAAUCUCAUGUUUAAGAUGUCUUUCUACUCUUAUAUUGGAAAGUUGCCCGAUGCUUGAAUAUGUUGCCUCUUUUCUCGACUCUGUUAAAACCAUCGAGAUAAAGUCAUGUGAGAAGUUGCAGAUUCUGUUUACACGCGUGUACUAUAUGCCAGAUUUAGACACACUCUAUUUUGAAGACCUACCGAUGCUGAAAAAGAUUGGCGUCACUUUCCCAUCAAUAGUAACUAUAAUUACUUAUGAAUGCCCAAAUUUGAAUCUCAAAGGCACGAUUGUUGACUAG
This is a messenger RNA of Lactuca saligna, 4167 nucleotides long. NCBI's taxonomy places the organism in Eukaryota, Viridiplantae, Streptophyta, Magnoliopsida, Asterales, Asteraceae. The record is from the annotation of a GenBank genome assembly.